AUGGCUAGCCACGCCGCCCGCAUGUCCUUCAGCAACCGCAGCGUGAUGCAGUCGCAGCAGGCACCCACCGCGACCUCUCACGCAUCGCGCGAAGAGUGCCGCUUAUCUAUCAUCAAGGAGGCUCACGACCCCACUUCUUCCACCAAUAAGCCUGCCAGUGAGGACGUUGUGGAGCGCAUUCUUAAGGCGACAGACCCGAAUGUACGAUCUAUACCGGUGUACUUUGAUUAUAAAAAAGAGGCCAGAACGUACAAAUUCUUUUCGAGCGUCGGAACCGUUGCCACGCACUUUUCCCUUGACGGUCUAGCCAUUCGAAAGGUUUCCCCAGAGGCUAUCCAACAGCAGGAGGAUCGCCAACGCCGACAAAGGGAAACAGAAGAGGCGGCAAAAGCUGAACUCAACCCGGACCAGGCUAAGGAUUUUGUCUCCACCAAGAUUUUGAAAAAUCAGUUCAACUAUAGUGAUCGCGGAAGUCAGACGAUGAACAACCCUAUUAAGAAUCGUUCGGUGGUGACAGACCCACCGCCGGCUAUUUUAUUCGGCGCUAUGGCCACCGCUUGGGCGAUUUACGACGCCUACGAGGCCGACCGCCUGCAGAACGAGAAGGCAUCCGCGGUGCAGCGUAAGGUGGCCGCGGGGUACCGCGCCGGCAAGGACGAGGACUCCGCUUUCACGAUCACAGGAAGCACGGCCAGCUUCAAUGGAGAAGAUGCCGCCGCUGAGACCCCCGGCUCAGGCUACAAUGCAAUGCAAUCCAAAGCCUUUGCGGGCGCACUCAAGAUCAUGGAAAGAAUGGUGAAUCAAAAUGAUUGUUUCGAUAUAAUAGAUGACUUCAAGUUCUGGGAGGAUCAGAGUGAUCUUUACAAGGAGGAGGGCACGUUAUUACCGCUGUGGCAGUUCUACACCGAGCGCUCGAAGAAACGCUCCGUCACCUGCAUCGCGCAGAGCAACAAAUACAUCGACUUCUUCGCGGUUGGCUACGGAAGCUACGACUUCCAGAAGCUGGGAAAGGGCAGCAUCCAUUGCUUUACUCUCAAAAACGCCGUUCCGACGGUUUCAAAGAACUCCCCGUCGGCGCACCCUGAGUACAGUUUUCUUAUGGAAAGUGGCGUGUUAUCCCUCGCCUUUCACCCAAUCCACUCACAUCUCUUAGCGUGUGGGCUCUACGACGGUGCUGUGUGUGUGUUUGACCUCCAUAUCAAGGACGAGCCGCGGCAUCAGAAGCCGAUUUACAGCGCUACGGUGCGGACCGGCAAGCACACGGAGCCGGUAUGGCAGCUCUACUGGCUGGACGAUCCGUCCGUGCUCUCCUUUAAUUCCAUCAGCACGGACGGCCGCCUAACGAACUGGCAGCUGCACAAGAAGGAAUUGGUGUCGAAGGAUAUUAUGAUUCUGAGGACCGACACCGUCGCGCUCGAUCCGGAGGGGAUGCUGCUAAACUACCUCAGGGGGAUGUGUAUGGACCAGUCGCCAGUGUACGGGCAGAUGGUGGUGGGCACGCAAGAGGGCGUCGUCAUGCUCUGCACCGCCAACGUCCAGAACUUAGAGCGUUUCGAAGGCCACAACAUGGCCGUCUACACCGUCAGCUGGAACCCCUACCACCCGGACGUCUUCAUCUCCUGCUCAGAGGACUGGACGAUCAAACUCUGGCUGAAGUCCUCCGCAAUGCCGCUCUUGACGUUCGACGUGGGUGACGCGGUUGGGGAUGUGGCGUGGGCACCUUAUAGCUCCACUGUAUUCGCCGCCGUCACGUCAAACGGGAAAGUCAUUGUAUUUGACCUCAACCAGAAUAAAACUGAGCCGCUUUGUGUCCAGACGGUUGUAAAGAAUGCCAAACUCACUCAUGUGGCCUUCAAUAGGGUGAAUCCCAUAUUAUUGGUAGGAGACUCUCGUGGUACUGUUCUUAUAUUGAAACUCUCUCCUAACCUUCGUAAGCGAAUCAAGCCGGCUAAGGGAGAACGCUUCGACGACGCCACGCUACGUCGUUUAGAGAUGGAAAAGUUAGCUCGCUUAAUUGAUAUUACACUGAAAGAUCGAGUAUUGUUGGGGAUGUCUAAGUAG
Messenger RNA from Phytomonas sp. Hart1, 2061 nucleotides. The record is from the annotation of a GenBank genome assembly. NCBI's taxonomy places the organism in Eukaryota, Euglenozoa, Kinetoplastea, Trypanosomatida, Trypanosomatidae.